Molecule: messenger RNA, 2591 nt
Organism: Gadus macrocephalus (Pacific cod)
Lineage: Eukaryota; Metazoa; Chordata; Actinopteri; Gadiformes; Gadidae
Gene: tmem259
Product: transmembrane protein 259
Exons: 12
Coding region: 167-2077 (636 amino acids)
Biological process (GO): response to endoplasmic reticulum stress; positive regulation of ERAD pathway
Cellular component (GO): endoplasmic reticulum
Source: RefSeq, a predicted model, not a curated record
UCGGAUACAGUACAGGUUUAAACCGGUUUAAAGCUCCCGGGGGCGGCUAACCGAGCAGCCAGCGCUAGCAGCUAACCCUAGCUAGCAGCUCCUCUGAGGCGUUCUGAAGAUCUGUCAUCUAAGAGAUGACUAUACCAUCAGCAAGGAGGAGCUAAGGGAUAACGAGAUGUCUGAGAACCAAGGCCCCGGGAACAACGUUCCUCUGAACAACAACCGGCUGAGGAACCCCAACAUCAACCAGAACCCCCUCAUCAACGUCCGAGACCGCCUCUUCCACGCGCUGUUCUUCAAGAUGGCGGUGACCUACGCGCGGCUGUUCCCGCCCUCCUUCAGGAGGGUGUUUGAGUUCUUCGUCCUGCUGAAGGCUCUCUUUGUGCUCUUCAUCCUGGCCUACAUCCACAUCGUCUUCUCCCGCUCACCCAUCCGCUGCCUGGAGGCGGUGCGGGAGGAGUGGCCCCGCGACGGCGUCCUGCGGGUGGAGAUCCAGAGGAACUCCACCCGGGCCCCCGUGCUGCUGAUGGGGCGGGGCCAGGAGGAGGAGCCGGGCACAGGGGGCGGAGUCUUCACACUGCAGCCGGGCGGCGAGGAGGAGGAGGAGGAGGAGAUGACUCUGGAGAUGUUUGACAACAGCUCGGUGAAGUUCCAGCUGGACAUCGAACCCCGACUGAAGCCCACGCUGAGCGGAGGGGGCGGGGCUAACGGCAGCCAGGACCUGUCAUUCAGCCAGGCUCCUGCUAAAGUCUGGCCCCAGGAGGAGUACAUCGUGGAGUAUUCUCUGGAGUACGGGUUCCUGCGUCUGUCCCAGAACACCAGACAGAGACUCAGCAUCCCGGUGAUGGUGGUGACGCUCGACCCCAUGAAGGAUCAGUGUUUUGGGGACAGCUUCAGUCGGUUUCUUCUGGAUGAGUUCCUGGGAUACGACGACAUCCUGAUGUCCAGUGUCAAGGCCCUGGCAGAGAACGAGGAGAACAAAGGGUUCCUGAGGAACGUGGUUUCCGGGGAACACUACAGAUUCGUCAGCAUGUGGAUGGCCCGGACCUCCUACCUGGCGGCCUUCCUCAUCAUGGUCAUCUUUACCUUGUCCGUCUCCAUGCUGCUGAGAUAUUCCCACCAUCAAAUCUUCGUGUUCAUAGUGGACCUGCUCCAGAUGUUGGAGAUGAACAUGACCAUCGCCUUCCCCGCGGCUCCUCUGCUCACCGUCAUCCUGGCCCUCGUUGGCAUGGAGGCCAUCAUGUCGGAGUUCUUCAAUGACACGACCACAGCGUUCUACAUCAUCCUCAUCGUGUGGUUGGCCGAUCAGUACGACGCCAUCUGCUGCCAUACCAACACCAGCAAACGACAUUGGCUGAGGUUCUUCUACCUGUACCACUUUGCCUUCUACGCGUACCACUACCGCUUCAACGGGCAGUACAGCAGCCUGGCACUGGUCACCUCCUGGCUCUUCAUCCAGCACUCCAUGAUCUACUUCUUCCACCACUACGAGCUUCCUGCCAUCCUGCAGCAGAUCCGCAUCCAGGAGCUGCUGCUGCAGAACCAGCAGGCGGGCGCGGCCAACCAGACCGCCCUGCAGGACAACCUCAACAACAACACGCACCCCGCCCCCCCGCCCCCCGGGGCCGCCCCGCCCCCCGGGGCCGCCCCGCCCGCGGCCCCCGCCCCCCUCCAGCCCGCAGCCCCCGGCCCCGCCCCCCCAGGGCUGGACUGGGUCGCCCAGACGGCCGCAAUCAUCACAGAGGUUCUCAACUCCUCUGGCCCCACCCACCACCCACCAAGCCCCGCCCACAGCCCACCUAGCCCCGCCCACAACCCAGCAGGUCUCGGGGACAGGGGGGCGGGGUCAGAGUUCGGGAUGGGGGAGGGAGGAGGAGGGUCAGAAGAUAAAAGUGUAGGCGGAGCUAGUAGCAGCACAGAGCUGUCAACCCCGUCACCAUGCCCUAGUCCUCCAAUAGGAGAGCCUUUAAGCAUAAGCCCCUCCCCUCAACCCACAGACUGGCUGGCCACGCCCCCACAGGCCACACCCCUCAGACAAAGCUCUGCCACAGACAAUGACCAGACGGAGACCCCCGCCCUCUCCUGAUCAAACACGUGCACACGUACGCACACGUACACACACGUACACACGUGACGCUGGGAUGCCCCUGUCCUCCCCCCUGUUGCCAUGGUGAGGAGUUUGUUGGAAUCGGACUGGCCACCACUUGUAUAGUGGCCUUUGCAAAUCAUUCUGGGAAAUGGAGUGCCUAGGUGUCGCUGUGUGUAGCCGUUAGCUUAGCAUGACAGGCAGAGCUACCCUCAUACACUAAAGGGUCAGUGAAUGUCUAUCGCCACACCCAUAUGCUCCUGUAGGCCUGUUGCCAUAGAGACGAGGUGCCCGUCGUCGUGGAGACGAGUCACAAAGUCUCCCAUCAUUAAAAUAUAUGAAACCGAUUCUUGCUGGUCCCGCGAUGAUGUGGUGCCUGAAGUACUACCACUCACCUAGUACUUCCUGGCUCUGUGGUGGUACUACCUGGCUCUGUGGUAGUACUACUCUUAAUGUAUUCUGAUUAUUUACUCCAGUAAACGUGUGCCGAUCGCCUUAUCUGCACUCAAAUGUC